Molecule: messenger RNA, 5555 nt
Organism: Nematolebias whitei (Rio pearlfish)
Lineage: Eukaryota; Metazoa; Chordata; Actinopteri; Cyprinodontiformes; Rivulidae
Product: protocadherin-15
Exons: 39
Coding region: 63-5330 (1755 amino acids)
Biological process (GO): homophilic cell-cell adhesion; inner ear development; sensory perception of sound
Cellular component (GO): stereocilium; plasma membrane
Molecular function (GO): calcium ion binding
Source: RefSeq, a predicted model, not a curated record
GUGCAUGUGAAUGUUCAACAUAUGGCUUCGACCAGGAUUACACGCUGGAUGCUUGGUGAAGCAUGGUGGUGAAGAUGGUUCGAAUGUGCCUAAUGGAGCCACUGUCAUGGGGCCAAAUCAAAUGGCUGAAUGUGAUGAGAACAGGAGUCCUUCAUCUGCUGCUGCUAUCGACCUGCCUCGGUCAGGACACAGAAGAUUGGCACUAUGAGGAAUGUAAACUUUCUCGCUCUGGUCCUCCUGCUACCAUCGUGGCCAUAGAUGAAGAAAGCCCCAACGGAACAUUGCUGGUGGCGAACAUGCAGAUUAAUGGUGUGGCUGCGGGUCCAAAUCGAACCAUUUCUCUGUCGUUAAGGGACAACAAAGACUACUGGGUGAUCCUUGAUCCUUCCAAACAAGCUCUUUACCUAAACAGCACUGGACGUGUUCUUGAUAGAGAUCUGACUCCUGUAGGAACAACCAUCUUCUCUGGUUUCUCUGGGAAUAAUGGUGCAACAGACAUUGAUGAUGGUCCCAAUGGACAGAUAGAGUAUACAAUCCAGUACAACCCCAAAGACCCGACAGCCAACAGAACCUUUGACAUCCCACUGACAUUGUUUGGCUCCGUGGUUCUCAGAGAGAGACUCAACUAUGAGGAAAUAACACGGUACCUGGUCAUCAUACAGGCAAAUGACCGAGCCCCCAAUCCGAGUGACCGCCUAACAGCCACCACCACCUUAACCGUGGAUGUACUGGACGGGGAUGACUUGGGUCCCAUGUUUUUACCGUGUACACUUGUGGGAAACACCCGUGACUGCAGUCCCAUCACGUACAUGGCUAAUGUUCUGGAGCUGACGGAGCCGAAUAAGGUGAAUCCCCUUAAUGUGACGCCAUCUAUUCAAGCUGUGGACCAAGACAGAAACAUACAGCCUCCGUCUGACAGACCAGGGAUCUUAUACUCCAUCCUCAUUGGUAAACCAGUAUCCUAUGUAGAAUAUUUUGGCUUGAACAGAACCUCAGCCGAGCUCCUGCUGUUAAAGCCCAUUGACAGAGAACUCUACCGCAGAUUUGAUCUGGUUAUCAAGGCUGAGCAAGACAAUGGCCACCCCCUGCCAGCUUUUGCCAACCUCCAAAUUGAAGUUCUGGAUGAAAACAACCAGGCACCCUACUUCCUUGAGACCAGUUACCAUGGAUACAUCAGUGAGGCGUCACCAGUAGGAACGACCGUAUCGACCAACGCCAGCCUGUCGGCACCACUGACUGUCAUAGCUUUGGACAACGAUGUGGAGGAGAGCCGGGAUCCACAGCUUCAGUUCUCGCUGGACAGUUAUUCUCAUGUGUUCUUUGUAUCUGCCACUGGGAUCAGACGAUAUCUCACUCUGUUGCAGCCUAUAGACAGAGAGACUCAGGACUCCUAUACAUUUACGCUGUCAGCAUCAGAUGGCGUACAGCAGAGCGCUCCUGUUUCUGUGACCAUAACAGUUUUGGACGCUAAUGACAACACUCCAACCUUUGCUAACGUCUCUUAUAGUGUCAACCUGUUCACUGACAUGAUGCCUGGAGAAACUGUGUUACAGCUGACAGCAGUGGACAUGGAUUCAGGUGAAAAUGGUUAUGUGACCUAUCGCAUCUUGGCUGGUGACCAGGGACAGUUCCUUAUAGGACGCAGCACUGGGAUAAUCACAGUGGCCCCAGGAGUCGAGCUCACCGUUGGACGACACUACGCUUUGACCGUUGAAGCCACAGACAACGGGCCUUUACCCCACAGAAGGUCAUCCAUUACAACAGUCUAUAUUGAAGUUUUGCCCCCAAACAAUCAAAGUCCUCCCCGCUUCCCGCAGCAACAAUACAACCUUGAGAUCAGUGAAGCUAUGAGGGCUGGGGCCACACUGCUCAAUCUGCAGGCAGUGGAUCGAGAGCGGGACCCCAUAACUUAUCAAAUCCAGAGAGGAGACAUUAAUGGAAAUUUUGCACUGCAACAGAAUUCAGGGUAUUUAAUUCUGGACAAUCCUCUGGACAGGGAGACUAUGGACUAUUAUACCUUGGUGGUCACAGCUUCAGACGGACACCCAAAUGGAACCUCCACUGCAAUGGUGCACAUUGUAGUGACGGAUGUUAAUGACAAUGACCCCGUGUUCAAUUCUUCACUGCCGGUGAACCUCACAGUCAUCGAGGAACAGCAACACGCCUACGUUGGACAGGUCAAGGCAACAGAUCCAGACCUGGGAGCAAAUGGUCAGGUCCAUUACCGUCUCGUCAACCACCAGACUCUGUUUUCCAUCAACGCCAGUGGAAGCAUAUGGACCGCAGUGCCUCUGGACAGAGAGGUAAGACAACACUAUUUCCUCGCGGUGGAGGCCUCAGAUGGGGCCGAGGUCCCUCGGAGAUCCAUAUUAAGACUAUCUGUCACCGUUUUGGAUGUCGACGACAACAGCCCCGUUUUCUCCCAACAGUCUUACGAUGUCAACCUCCCAGAGAACAGCCCAAAGGAUACAGUCAUACUACAAUUAAAGGCAACAGACGCUGACCUCAUCUCCGACCUCACAUAUCAAAUCAGAGCUGAAAGCUUGAAUCCUGAGAUAUCGCAACUAUUCCACAUUGACCCAGUGACAGGGAAGCUGUCAGUUCUUAAGGUUCUGGACUAUGAAGCUCUGAAUGACUCGCAGCGCACGUACACGUUCACCGUAGAGGCUUUGGACAAAAAGGGUAGCAUGCCUCCUGGACUGGCUUUGGUUACUGUCAGAGUAUUGGACAUGAACGACUUUGCUCCAGUGUUCAGCCAGUCUGUGUACAAAGGCAUGGUUGCUCCAAACGUUGUCAAGGGAACCAUCAUAACCACGGUGAUGGCUAAUGACUCUGACCCUGCGGGUACGCCAGCAGGUAUUGUUCGCUACAAGGUGGACCAGGAGGCAUAUCCAUACUCUGCCAGUAUAUUUGAAGUAGAGGAAAAGAUGGGACAUGUGGUUACCAAAGUAAACCUUAAUGAGGAGCCCAACCUAAAGUUCAGUCUGCUGGUGGUGGCCUAUGAUCAUGGUGAGCCUGUGAAGCAGAACACGACUCUGGUUGAAAUCACAGUCCUUCAGCCGUCAAUCAUCCCCGUGUUCACUCAGGAAGAGUACAGGUUUCCACCAGUGAGUGAGGAGGCUGCCAUCGGAACCCUGGUGGGAGUCAUCAUGGCAGCGGCUGUCAAUCAAACAAUCGUGUAUUCCAUCGUUGAAGGCAAUGAUGGAGAUGUGUUCACGCUAAAUAAAACUACAGGGAAGAUUUCCACAGCCAAACCUCUGGAUUACGAAACUAAUUCCAGUUACGUCCUGAAAGUAGAGGCUGAUUCUAUGAGAGUGGUGUCCUCUAACCUUCGAGCUCCCUCAAAAAGUAACACAGCCAAGGUGAUGAUCGAUGUCAAGGAUGAGAAUGACCACCCACCUGUAUUCACCAGGCCUCUUUAUAUCGGAGGAGUUACAGAAGAUGCAAAAACCUUCACCUCAGUCUUGAAAGUCCAGGCUCUGGACAAAGACACCGGUAACUACAGCGCCAUGAUGUAUCAGCUGGUCUUCCCCCCGCCUGUCAGCAAAGACAGCAAAGAUGGAUUUGUCAUCGAGCCGUACAGCGGCGUGGUGAAGACGGCCAUCGUGUACCGCAACAUGAGGAGGUCAUACUUUAAGUUUGAGGUGGUUGCCACAGACAACUAUGGCCAAGGACACAGCAGCAAAGCAGAAAUAGUGGUGUCAGUUGUUAACCAGCUGGACAUGCAGGUGGUCGUGUCAAACGUUCCUCCAACUAACGUGGAGAAAAACAAAGACAAGCUCCUCAGCAUUUUGGAACGCUACGUCCAGGAGCAGGUAGUCGGAGCAAAGGUUGUCAUAGAAACCAUUGGACCCCAUCGGACUAGUGACGGAACGGAGCAGGAAGAUUACUCUAAGUCGGACCUCAUGAUUUAUGCCAUCGACCCGCUGACGAACAGAGCUGUUUCCAGACAAGAGCUCUUCAAGUUUUUAGAUGGAAAGCUUUUGGACAUCAAUAAGGAGUUUCAGUCAUUUCUCCCCCCUGGUGGCCGAAUUCUGGAAAUCAGAACCCCUGAACUGGUGACCAGCGUGAAGAAAGCCGUGCAGAGCGUCGGCUACACCGAGGGGGCACUCCUUGCUCUGGCCAUUAUCAUCAUUAUCUGCUGCGUUCCUGCCAUACUGAUCGUCAUUAUCACCUACAAACAAUUCAAAGAGCGCCAAGCCGAGUGUGCCAAAACGGCUCGGAUCCAGAUGGCUCUGCCAACAGGCAAACCUGGGGGAGGCACCGCUAACAACCUGUAUGAAGAGCUGGGUGACAACGCCAUGCGAGGAUAUGGACAACACGAGACGCAACAACUUCUCCGACCCUCUCUGCUCAGGCCUGAGGAGUUGUCGAUGGAAUCAGGCAUCGAUCCUGGUCAGGAUUAUUACACACAGGAUUAUUACAACUACGACCACGGGUAUGAGCUGCCUCAGUACGGCAGUCGCAGGAAGCUGAUCUCGCCCUCCGGCCUCUACGAUGAAUAUGGAGAGGUGGUGGUCGACGACGACGGCAGCUACUACUACAGCCCACAGGAGUCGGAUGGAGAGCAGGGUAACAGAAAGCGUCGUGUCAAACUGGUGGUGGACCGUGAGUACGAGACCAGCUCCACUGGUGAGGACAGCACGUCAGAAACCCAGCGCAGCCGCUUACCGUCCAUGCACAACAACCACGCCAACGUUAACGGGAGCAUUUACGUGUCCCAGAAUGGCUCCAUCAUCCGCACCCGACGAACGGUAAACGCUUCAGGUCCUACACAGACCACCAGCGCCACGAACAACCUCAAACUCAGCUCACCAAUCUUCAGCUCGCGGCUGACCAAGCACUUUAAAAAACUUGACAAAAUGGCGGCCACGUUAGAGGAAAGGGCGCCGCUGAACACCCCCAGCACAACACCGGAUGGUAGGUGCAACACCCUGCACACCUUCCAAAGCUUCGGGAAGGCCACCUCCACGUCGGCCAUGUCCUCUUGUACAAACACUGACAACAAUAAAAUGCUGAAUGUGUUAAACACUCGACAAUCCAGCGCGUCUUUGGGGUCAAACAGCACCAGUAACACAGGCCCCGAAAGCGUAGCGUCUAAAUCCAACAUGCCAUCCGUGGCGUGUGACCGCACAGAGCGGCCCGAGAGCACAGCGGGGAAAGAAGAGUCAAAAGACGACGAGGCAGAGUCGAAGAUAGACGGCAACACUGACAGUGAAGUCAUCACGAGGGAGCCGCUGGAGUGUCCGAGUGACAGAACGCAGUCGGACGAGGAGGAGCUGUGGAUGGGCCCGUGGAACAGCCUUCACAUACCCAUGACCAAACUCUGACACUACUGCCACUGUGCUUGUUCCUUAUUGCCAAGACCAUUACAUGAUUUCAACAUUCUGUCUAUUAGCUGUAGAGGCAACCGGGGGGAAUUCACAUCAUCCAAAACAGGUGUUUUUAUUUAAAUGAGAAUACACGAGGAGCGUGUAUCAUGACAAAUGCUUAUUCAGCAGUUUAAUCAUCAAAACAUGUUUUGUAACGUCUCAAUAUUCUUCUUUGCUAACUGA